AACAUGAGAAUAUAUUACAUUCUCCAUUGGGAUGCUGUCGUUGGUGAUGGAGGGACUGAAGACAGACAUCGUGACCCGUUUAGAUGUCUUCACUGGCAAGCUACCGAUGCAGCCCGAGUUACGUAGAAUUUCCGCCAUCCUGACUCGCCUCGCUUCGCACAUCAUUUGCUCUGCAAAGAACAAGCUGACGGAUAUGGUAAGCAACCUGAAAGAUCUUGUCAUGACUCGGCAGCGGGACAUUUCCCGCAUUGUGACGCCCCACAUCCAGACAACAAUGCUUGGCGAGUAUGAGCAGUGUGCAGCUGACUCCGGCAAGGGGGUGUUUGUCCGCAUGAAGGGGUACAUGGCCCAGGGUAUCGACAACAAGCGGGGCCUAAUGUUUGACGAGGCAAACCAGAUGCUGAUGAAACAACUGGUGAAACUGCGGGCGGAACUAGUUCAACUUGUUAAGGGUGUUACAGACAGCCUCAUCACAGACUUGAGGCGGGGUUUCGAACCCCUUUGGAAGGCCACAUCUAAGUCAUUGGCGGCGCGACAGGCAUUUGCAAAAGAUCUUGAUGAGUUCAAAAACAAAAUGCGAGUCAUUUACCGAGAAGCUGGUAUUCAGAACACAGAGGAGGGGCCCCUAACCCUUGCCCCCACACAGAGACACCCUGCUGGUGCUGCUCAGGGGUCCGAAAGUGUUACCGCUGUUGCUAUGGUACAGGGGUAUUCCACGGUUGCUAGGCAACCUGAGAGGCAGUCAUACACGAAUACAAUUCACAAGAAGAAAGACACUUCGUGUGACACAGCAAACUCUGAGACAUUUGGACAACAGACUAUGAAUGACAUUUAUCAGCAUCCUCUGGAGGACAGCCCCUUGGAGGUUGUGAAAUCUAUCCCAGCAGCCGUGUCACUACUACCUAAGACCAAACCGGACGACAUAGCUCCGUUUUCUGAACCACCAGCAAAGAAGUCAAAACGAGAAAAACCUCAGAGAACUUACAACCAGGCUAGGCACAUUGCCGGCAUGCAGACUUCUAGCCAACAAGUAUCAAGCCUUUCCUCGACUAGGACAAUCCGAUCUACAAUGAGGAACUCCAGCAAACAUGCCCGGAGUGGACAGAAAGGCAAGGGGUCAGGAAAGGGAAAAGGAAAGAUGAGGAGCCUGUUGCUCUCCGAGACGAACACGCUCAAACAAACUUUUGAGAUAGAGUUGUCAGAUGACGAAGAAGAAACAAAACUAUGACGCACAACAUGAAUACGAC
Molecule: messenger RNA, 1247 nt
Organism: Mya arenaria
Lineage: Eukaryota; Metazoa; Mollusca; Bivalvia; Myida; Myidae
Exons: 7
Coding region: 32-1228 (398 amino acids)
Source: RefSeq, a predicted model, not a curated record